AUGCAGCUGAACAAUCUGAUCAAUAGUACUCUAUCUGGGAUGCCACAUAAGACAGAACACGACGGACAGGUGCCCGACUUGGCCUCAGCUGACCACAGCUCAACCAUCGCCUACGGCCAAGCAGUCCCACAGCCUCCGAUUCACCAAACAGUUCAACAGACUCACUCCACACGUCUCCUGCUGCACGAGGGAGAGUCCACGGACUCGCACUCCGAGCCCAACACCCCUCAACCACCCAGCAGCCAGUCAUCUGAGUCCGACACCAGCGAUGACGACCGACAAUCUGUUUCCGAUAAUAUUCCAUCUGAUUCCAGUUCGGGACAUCAUCCCUACAGCUCCCUACCCAACCAAGACCCCCCUACAAAUCCAGUAAACUUCUGGGAACAGCAUGUCUCAUCUGCCAAGAUCGCCUCAAGUGGUUUGGCUCACCCCAAGCCAGUGCGACUCACCAACGGAUACCCGCCAAUGUUUCCACCCGGUUCCCUACCCUGGGUCAACAGUACACCCUACAGCCAGCCCUUCCAGCACCCAUUUAACUCAAGCCUUAUCUCAGGAUUUGCAUCAGAUCCCAAACCACAAAUGCCACAAGUCUCUACAGAAGAAAAGGUCCCGUCUGAAUCCAACGAUAAGCAGCCCCCACAAGAGGAGUCACCCGUCCCGACAGUAAAAGCAGAACCACAUCUCCAAAGCCAGGCUGAUGCUUUGAGUUACUUUCUGAGUGAGUUCCCGAAGUCCAUGGACAGUCAACCGAACCUCCAGCACCAGCACAUGGUUUCCAGGCUCCACGACCAAUCAAAACCACCAGAUGCCUUCACUGCGAGUCUACCGUCCAACGUUCCAGCUCAACCAACACCAGAGAAGCGGGAUCCCGUCAACCCAUCCAUCUUCUCCAACAACAUCUUCAUGUCGCCCAGUUUCUUCACCCAGCAGAUACCAGUAGGCAACACGCAGUUACCUCCCUUCUCAUCAUCCCCAGAUUCAAACCCGAGUCCAACAUGUACUGGGAAGGAUGACUCUGCUAUCGACGUCAACUCCAGUACUGACUCUCCAUCCUCAUCCAUUGAAUCCAGAAGUAGUCCCGAGCUCACCACAUCACAGCUACCCUGUAUGGAGGACUCUAACUCCAGUCUGAGUGACACCUCCUUGAUGAGAUCCAGGUGUUCAUCUACCAGCUCCAUCUGCGACACCUCCAUCUCCUCCACGGCAUCAUCCUCGUCGUCUACUGGCGCCCCCCAGGAGCAAGAGGCCCAACCCCGACCCUGA
Messenger RNA from Haliotis rubra (blacklip abalone), 1263 nucleotides. RefSeq lists its product as uncharacterized. Lineage: Eukaryota; Metazoa; Mollusca; Gastropoda; Lepetellida; Haliotidae. Bases 1 to 1263 code for a protein of 420 amino acids. The transcript has 2 exons. The record is from RefSeq and is a predicted model, not a curated record.